Linum trigynum is the source of this 6493-nucleotide messenger RNA. Lineage: Eukaryota; Viridiplantae; Streptophyta; Magnoliopsida; Malpighiales; Linaceae. The record is from the annotation of a GenBank genome assembly.
GAUAGCCUCAUAGCUUAGUAGUAGUAUUAUAAUUUGAGUUUGACUCAAUAGUUUCAACUUGAUCUUAUAUGUGGUUGAAACACACUUUCUUGAACACACAAGUUAUUGAAAAUUGUAUUGUGUGACUUUCUAUUUUUAACACAUUCUUUCAUAUUUACAAAAAUACAAUCUUAAUAACAUAACAUAAGAACUGAACAUUGGUUUCAUAUUUACAAUACAAUAAAAAAACAUAAGAACUGAACAUCCCGGGGUUCUCACGGACUUUCGACCUACUUAUAGACUAUAGUGUAAAUAAUUUGGAUCACUUCUGCCACUUCACAUAUUUGCCUAGUGUAUAAUUUAUUAAACUUGGUAGAAACACAUUGUUCUAGUUCGAAUAAAAUAAAAUGUGAUAAAUGCACAAGUGUAUAUUUAUCUCUGUAAUUCUCCUACCCUCUUAACAUUAUUUGUUUAUUUACAUCAUAAAAUAUUACAAAUACGUUUUACUUGAAUUUUUUACUAAGUCACCACACUAGCACUGGGCUCGGCCCUUGGCCGAGAAAGUUUACCAAAAAUUUAUGUAAAUAACCAUGUUAACAAUAUAAUAAGAAUAAGAAGGCCAAGGUAACAUAGUCGAGUUGAUCGGGAUUGUGGUCUUUCGGACUUGAGAUAUGUGAGGUCUUAGAUUCAAACCACGUUAUACCACUUGGUGUUCCCGAAGGCAUCUCUCAUGCGGGAGACGAAUUCUUCCCCCAGUAUUGGAUGCUAGGCCUUGAAAAUGUUGCUUAUGAUUAAUCAUCUCCCAAAAUUGCCAAUGCAAGUUGACAUCCAUACCCAAUAAAGUGAAACUCAAGCCAAUUCAAAUACUGUUGCAAUGCAUGGUAAAAGAUACAAAGCAAAUUAAACUAAGAGGUCGUUUGCUAUUGGGAUUUUGAUCACGGAUUUUGGUCUAAAAAACCACACUUAUGGGAUUAUGGACAAAGUCCAUGUUUGUUGCAAAAAUUGUGUUGGAUUAGUUCUUGUGGGACCCAUGCAUAAGGGAUUAUAGUGAGAUCAAAAUCCGUGGGGUCCACGGAUUAUAAAAUUCUACCUCUUUAGGUGGAAUUUUGGGAAGAGCCAUAAUCCAUGAAAGCAAAUGACAAAAGUAACCUUAUAUAUUUCCAAUAUACCGAUGUCGUCCUCAUUAUUAUUUGUAGGGUUUGACAAGCAGCCUCCAUCACAUUCCCGUUUGUGUACCGUAUGAAGCUUCCUCCGUCUCCCAUUCUCGAGUGAAGUAGUUGCUGCAACUUUGGACAUGUUCUUGUUAUGAAGUAGCUGCUACAAAAUUCUGUUGUCGUUAUUGUAAGUUACAAAUUUCUAUCAGCAGCAGCUGCAAAUUUGCGUUACCUGCUGAAAGUUGUCAUCAUUAUAAGUUUUGAACACGUUUGAGGUUGCUUAGUAGCUGCUGCAAGUUUGUGUAAGUUGCUGCAAGUUUGUGUAAGGUGCUGCAAUUUUUUAUUUAGUCCAUACAAAUUUAGUUAGCUAGCCACAAGGAACAAGUGGUGUUGGCGGAUUAAGCUGUAAAAUAAACUUGGAAGGAGAUGGAGAAGGUAAUGGCGGAGGGCAGGGGCUUUUAUUCUUCUCUUGGAGAUGGUAGUUAAUAAGGAUAAAAUUGUAAAUUCAACCUUUAACUAAUCAAUUACAAGGACAUAAAUCCAAUACAAAAUCCAUGAAGUAAACAAGUACUUUUGCAAAUCCAACACAAAUCCAAAAUGACAAAAUUCCACAUAAUCCUUCUAUGAUAAAAUUCAGGGUUUUACACAAAUCCUUGGUUUUUCAGAAUCCUACAAGCAAAGGACCUCUAAGAAAUCGGCUGUGAAAGUUAUUAUUAUUAUAUUAUUAUGAAUAUAUAUAAAGCUAAAGAGCAAUUACUGUUGCCUAAAAAGUUGCAAAUUAGUCACUAUGUAAUAUUUUACAUUUGGCAAGGUUGAUUCACAAGUGCAUCCGAAUAGAGAGAAACUUGAUAGUUUAAUUAAGAAGCGGUUGUCUGAAGAUGAAAGAGACUCUCUAUGCCUUCCCUUUAUCUCCUUAUCUAUUUACCAUAGCCAUGGAGGGUUUGACUGUUAUCCUUAAUGUUGCGGCUCUUUCUGGUCUCAUUCCCUACCACCCACAGUGUAAGAGAGUACAGCUAACACACCUUUGCUUCGCUGAUGAUCUCUUAAUUUUUACUGAGGGAUCUGGAAGGGCUAUUGCUAGUGUACAAAACCUUCUCCAUGAAUUUUAUGAGUUGUCUGGUCUUCAAUGCAACCCUCGUAAGUGUGAAGUGUAUUUUGGGGGGUGUUCGGUUGAUUUCAAGAAUCAAGCUUUGGAGGUUUCUGGUUUGCAAGAGGGUAAACUUCCAGUCCGUUAUUUGGGACUCCCUCUCAUCUCGGGUAAGCUCUCCUCUGCUGAUUGUGCCAGGCUAGUUGAUAAAAUUACUCAGAAAAUUAAAAGCUGGAGAGUCAAAAAGCUUAGUUAUGCUGGUCGUUUACAACUCAUAUCGUCUGUCUUUAUGGGAGUGCUAUAAUACUGGAUGCAAGUAUUUUUCCUUCCCAAAAAAGUGCUUAAGCAGGUACAUAAGGUAUGUUCCAACUUCUUAUGGCAUGGUGGAGAUGAGGGGAAAGCUAAAGUUAGUUGGGAAAGACUGGCAAGACCUCGAAAAGAAGGUGGAGUGGGGCUUAAGGAAAUGUUUUCAUGGAAUCAAGCUUGUACUACCAGGAUGAUUUGGCUACUGCUCAUGCAGAGUGCGACUAUUUGGAUGGCCUGGAUCUCACAAUAUCGGAUUAAGACAGGUAGUAUAUGGACAAUAAGGUCCACUUCUAGUAGCUCUUGGACUUGGAGACGCAUUCUUAAAAUUCGAUCAGAGGUUCAAAGGCACUUCUCAGGUCAGGGGAGUUCAUUAUGAUGGGCUGGCUCUCCUAUGCAACUGUAUUCAGUUGGCCUAUUAUGGGAUUCUAUUAGAAUGAAAUGGCCAACGGUGGAUUGGCACAAGCUGAUAUGGGGAAAGGGAUUUCUCCCUGUAUUCAUUUUAGUGAUUUAUUGUCAUACUUUUUCACUUAUGCAAUGUCACUAUACGUGUGAAUGUUAACAUGUUUGUUAGAGUCAUAAAGAUGAAAUAUUAUCCAUGGAUACCCGAAACAUCGGAUGUGGACAUGAUUUUAGUUUUCUUCUCAAGUCUUGUGUAGAUACGGGUAUGGAUGAAACACAUAGCUUAACUUCUGUUGUUAUUGGUAGCGGGAAGAACGCACAGAAGGCCCAACUUUUGUUGUUAUUGGCCCCUUCGGUGGCCCAUAUAUGACAGGCGGGUAAAGACUCAAAAAUAGAACGCACAACAUCAUUAACUCCUUGUGAAAUGACAAUAAGGCCCAUCUGAAAAUCACUCUCAUGUCCCUAUUUUCAAAAUGCUGAAAAUCCAACCCAUGUUUUGCCAUCAUAUAUUUUGUAGAUACAUUGAUUUGAAAGAGGAAAAAAAAAUUCAAGGUGAGAAGUAAAAGAAGGUGCCUAGAUGUGAAUAAUGAUAAUCACAAGUCACAACACAAAAUGCACAUUAUGAAAAAAAUUGCAGGCAACACCUCCUGGUCUAAACUCAUAGCAAAAUGCAAAGUCAAAUAUAUAAACUCUUGUCUUGUAUAAGGAUUGUUAAGCCUCCCAGUUAAAGGAUCUUAACUUCAAUUCCUUAUCCUCUACACAUGAUACUCUCAGUUUCUAUCUAAAACUCUCUCUAGAUUUACAUACCUGUUGAGACCUAUUCUGUAGAGUUACUCAAAUUGGACAGGUGAUCGAUUUCUAGGUUUCGUCGUAAACCUAAUUGGUUACUUUCAAUUAUGUAAAUCAAUAGUUCAAGCCGCACUUAAAGGUAGGGCAUUUCCCAUUUUUAUAGGAACUUCUGUACCAGAAAUAAUGAUAUCUCCAAUUAUAGCCCAUCUGGAUGUAAAAUACAUCACUAAGAUCACUUGUGCCACUACACAUUUCUUUCAUACCGUGGAGAUGACCCAAAGUAAUUCGAAUCUGGGUGCAAUUAUUAUUAUUAUUAUUAUUAUUAUUAUUAUCAACAGUCGGGUCUAAUAAUUUUGGUCCAAACAUAACAUUGUAUUAUGAAUGAAUAAAAUGUGAUAAGUGAUGUAUAUUUAUCUCUGCAAUUCUUCUUCCAUGUAAAGAUGUACCGGAUAUGCGUGCUUGCUUAUAAAUGUGUCGUCAUUAAAGAAUUAGUAACAUAUAACUCGUAUGACAUAACUCCAAUAAAUGCAAGAAAAAUUAGUAAGAUGUUGUGGAAGAGGUUUAUAGUAAUAUGCAGUCGUUGGCUAAUGAAGCUAUAAAUUAGAGGACAUCAAUCUACAUAUUUGGAACUCCGCAACUGUUACUUAGAGUAUUUACGAAGUUUCUCCAUUUGAAAUGGAGGAAAAAAUAAAGAGAAAAAAGACGAUAGAAUGUAAAAUCUGAUUCCUUUGGUUUCGAGGCCACAGUCCCCAUUUUAAGGUGAGCAAGAAAGAGGUGAUUAAGAAUGCAAAAUCAAAUACAAACAAAGGGUCGAUUUCAGUACAACAACAAAAAUUAUGCUUAAUGAUUGAUAACCUAUAUUAGAAGAUUUCUCCGCCAUUUUCCUAGUUGAGUUCGAGUUCGAGUGAGAUGACUAAUGUCGUAACUAAACAUGAACAAAUAUAUAGAUUUGAGCACCAUAACAACAAACCAUACACAUAUUUAGAAAGGUAAUAAUUGAAAAGGUUGUGGAUCACAUAACUUCUUGUUUUCUUUUUUCUCUUGUUUUUUCCCCAAUGGCAAGAGAGAGGAAAAUGAGGGAGAGGCCAAUAUAGUAGGAUAAAGGAAAAGAGGGAGGAAAUUGGGUGAGACCCACUCUAAUGGAUCAUUCCUCUCUUAAGUUAUGGUUAAUUAUCAAAAGACAGUUAAUGAACAUAACAAAAAUUGUGACUUUUAUAUACCAAAUAAAAUGUGGGUAAAUGACAAGAUUGGUCACUGGUAUUACUAAAAAUGUUCAUGUUUGGUCACUAAAAAUAUUUAUUUCCAUUCAUGGUCACUAGAUUUAGUAAAACAUGUCAUGUUUAGUCACUCUCCGUCCAACUCCGUUAACUUUGUCUGACGUAGCAGUCAACUCUCAUAGUUGACCAUUAAAUAAAUGAUGUGAUAAUUUAAAAUUAAAAAAAUUCACAUCAUUAUCACUACCAUAAAAAAAAUUACUCAUUUUAAUUCCCUACACCUCACUAAUUAUCAGCUCCGCCUCUCCCACCUCCGCCGCCUCCGUCGUUCCUUCUCCGCCACAUGGAUCUGUAGCCAGUUCCAUGCGAGGUUCAAGCAUAGUAGCAAGCUAUCUUUAACAAUGGCAUCCCGAAACGACAGAUCAUCAAAACUAGAAGCCUGGGUGGAUAGAGUUGUCACAGAAUUGAGGAGCAAGCUGAGGGAGAUUGGGAUGUUAAGGUUGAUCCCCAAAAUGUUGGUGUUAAUCGUCGUGCAGAGGCAAAACGCCGCCUCCAGAUCCACCAGCCCAUCAAGGAGGCUGCAUCAAGGCUUCACCGGCGACGCACCCACCAUGACGUUGACCAGGUUUAGCACGUGAUCACACACCCACAGCUUCAGGGUGUCCCGAGUUCACCUUCCGGCGGCAGGGCUCGGGUUCAGGCUGACAUCAUCUCUCCUCCUUCUCCUCCGCUGACAUCAGGUGGCUGAGCUAUCCCCGUGAGCGCAUUAAACCCUAAAUCCACAAAUGAAGCCCCUCCGCUGAAAAAUUUUCGGUGCCUAUCAAACAUUGCAGAAAAUAGACGAUGGGAUUGACCGGAGAGCUCGUUCCGAAACAGGGAGAGCACUAGGAGCUGCGGAAUGGAGCAGUUUGUAGCUGAAAUCAAUUCCUACUUAGGACAUUCUCCUUGUGUAAAUUCCUCUUGGGUUCGAGGGUUUGGGCGUAAGUUAUCUUGUUCUUGAACAUUACCAACUUAGGCCCUCCUCCGCCUCCAUUGUGUUAGUGUUGUGGUAUAUGAUCCACGAUUGAACCUCUCCCAACAACUUGACACAUUAUUGGGGCCAUUGCUUCCUCCUCCUCUGCCUCUGUCAGAGCUUCCACGAGCUGAGAUGCUUUUCUUACUGGCGGUCGUUUCCCUCAACUUCUUUCACCUUCGGAGGAUGCCAUUUCCUUCAAUUUCUCGAUCUCCCCUGUCAAACCAUUCUGCCACAAAUCGAGAACGUUUAGCCGGGAUAAACUAGAGAUCUCACCUGGGAUUUCACCGGUCGAGCGAUCCGAACGAAGCUCGAGCACCUGGAGACAAUAUGUUCUCCAAAGAAACACCUUCCAACCUCGGCAACCCAAACUGCUCAAUGGGGAAAUUCCAUGGAAUUAAAAAGAAUACUUUUUAUUUUUAAUGAUAGUUUAAUGGUCAAAUUUGAGAGUUGACAUCCUCGUCAGACAAAAUUAACAGAGUUGGAGGGAGAGUGACUAAACAUGACAUGUUUCACUAAAUCUAGUGACCAUGAAUGAAAUUAAAUAUUUUUA